Molecule: messenger RNA, 2347 nt
Organism: Cucurbita maxima (winter squash)
Lineage: Eukaryota; Viridiplantae; Streptophyta; Magnoliopsida; Cucurbitales; Cucurbitaceae
Product: acetyl-coenzyme A carboxylase carboxyl transferase subunit alpha, chloroplastic-like
Biological process (GO): fatty acid biosynthetic process
Cellular component (GO): acetyl-CoA carboxylase complex
Molecular function (GO): carboxyl- or carbamoyltransferase activity; acetyl-CoA carboxylase activity
Source: RefSeq, a predicted model, not a curated record
CAUUUUGAAUAUUCAUUGAAGAUGACAACACUAUCUUUAGCAUCCGGAAACGUUGGAAACAGAGAAUGCUGCUUGGAAUUUCCUACUUUGUAUUUUACGGAAGGUCCUUUGGGUAGCAAACUCCUCAGAAGAUCAUAUACAAGAAGGUAUGGAUUUUGGUUGGAUGAUCCAAAAGUUCCUCGGAUUAAAAGCAGGAACAGGUUUUGUGUGACUGCAAAGGUUAAAAAGUGGAGGAAGCACGAUUAUCCUUGGCCGGAUGAUAUUGAUCCAAACAUUCAAAGUGGCCACUUGACUUAUCUGUCUUCCUUCAAGCCUCUGGCUGAGAAACAGAAACCUAAACCUGUCACACUUCCAUUUGAGAAGCCUUUGGUUGAUUUAGAGAAAAAGAUUAUUGAGGUCCGUAAUUUGGCUGAUGAAACCGGUUUAGAUUUCAGUGAUCAAAUUAGCACCCUUGAGAACAAGUACCAGAUGGCUCUUAAAGAUUUGUACGCACAUUUAACACCAAUUCAGCGAUUAUCAAUUGCACGACAUCCCAAUAGACCGACAGUUCUUGAUCAUAUAUUAAACAUCACAGAAAAGUGGGUAGAACUCCAUGGAGAUCGUGGGGGUUAUGAUGAUCCAGCAAUUGUUACUGGCAUUGGGAGCAUUGAAGGUAAAAGCUACAUGUGUAUAGGACAUCAGAAAGGUAGGAAUACCAAAGAGAACAUUGCUCGCAACUUCGCAAUGCCAACACCUCAUGGCUACCGGAAGGCUUUACGGUUGAUGAAAUAUGCCGAUCAUCAUAGUUUGCCUAUUCUUACUUUUGUUGACACUCCUGGGGCAUUUGCUGAUCUAAAAUCUGAGGAACUUGGUCAAGGUGAGGCGAUAGCCCAUAACCUGAGGACAAUGUUUGGUCUAAAGGUGCCCAUUAUAACAGUGGUAACUGGUGAAGGUGGUUCAGGAGGAGCUCUUGCUAUUGCUUGUUCAAAUAAAAUGUUCAUGAUGGAGAAUUCUGCGUUCUAUGUUGCAAGUCCUGAAGCCUGUGCUGCAAUCUUGUGGAAAUCCUCCCAAGCAGCUCCUAAGGCUGCUGAGAAAUUGAGAAUCACAGCUCAAGAACAUUAUAGGCUCAAAAUUGCUGAUGGAGUCAUCCCUGAGCCUCUUGGUGGUGCACAUGCUGAUCCUGUAUGGGCAUCCCAACAAGUUAAGUUUGCAAUAAUCCAGGCAAUGAAGGAACUGUCAAACAUGAGUUCAGAAGAGUUGAUCCACCACAGAAUGCUGAAGUACCCGACCAACCUGCCAAAGCCUGGUGACAUAGAGUCCGAACUUGAGGAUCUAAAGAAGAAGAUUCUAAAAGUAAAAGGCCCAUCUGAUCCAAUCACUGCUCAAGCAAUUGGGAAACUCAAACAAGAUUUUGACAAAGAGAUAACCAAUGCAUUCAUCUCCAUGGGCUUAGAACAAAAGCUUGAAUCACUCCAGCUAGAACUCUCCAAAGCUUCAAAUGGGUCAUCUAAGCAACCACUGAGCAGAAGCCAGAAGGAAAAAGUAGACAAAAUCAUGCAAGAAUUCAAGCAGAAAUUAUCAAAGCCAGGUUCCUAUCUGGGUUUGAAACAGAAACUUGAAAAGCUAGACAUGGUGUACAAGCUCAUUGAGCAGAAGAAGAAAAGUGAAGAACUAAAAACAAAGAUCAACAACAAAAUCCCAUCAGAGACAAAAGCAAAACUGAAACAAUUGAAGGAAAAUUGGGAGAAUAUCAUCUCCAAUGGUGCCCCAAUGGACAAAGACCUCGAAGAAGAGCUCGAAAGAGUCAAGAAAGAGCUUGUCAAUGUCUUAAAGACAGCAAAUUUGGAUGUCGUUGGAGUGGUGAAGAAGACAGCCGCCACCCCACCGGCCGAGGUGAGAGAGAAGGUGCGGCGUUUGAGAGAGGAGAUCAAUAGGGAGAUUGAGAAGGGCAUAGCAAUGGCAGGGCUUGGUGGGAAGAUUAAGGAGAUGAAAUCAAAAAUGGCGGCGGAUGGGUUGAAUGUGAAAGAGGUUGACAAGCUGAAGGCUGAGAUUAAGGAGAAGAUUGUUGAAGCUUUGGAGGCAUCUGGUUUGAAAGAGAAAGUUGAGAGCCUGAGAAUGGAGCUGGCGUCGUCCAUGGCGGCUACUGCAGAAGGUAUGGUUGGUGUUGAUAAUGGCAGGUUUUAGAUAAUUGCAUAUAAUACAAUGGUUUUAUAUCUUGAUAUAGAGGCAUGAAUUAUUGAGGCUUUAUAAGCAUUGAUUCUAUUCAAUAAUAUAAGAUUUGUAGUAGCUGAUCGUGGUAUUAGGUACACAAGAGUUCAUGUUGUAGUUUUAAACGUUCAUCGUUCGAUAGUAAGUGUUAAAUUGAAAA